Molecule: messenger RNA, 3272 nt
Organism: Drosophila ananassae
Lineage: Eukaryota; Metazoa; Arthropoda; Insecta; Diptera; Drosophilidae
Gene: Dyro
Product: AF4/FMR2 family member lilli
Exons: 3
Coding region: 662-2374 (570 amino acids)
Source: RefSeq, a predicted model, not a curated record
CCGAGUGGCAACAACAACAACAGCAACAGCAACAUGCAAUAAAACAGCUGAUAGAAACAACAACAACACCACCAGCGGCAGCAGCAACAACAAAGGCUGCCAUUAUCAGACGAGCAACAACAGGUCGCGAAAAAAGCGAAAAAAAAAAAAAACAAAAUCAACAGAAAUAAAAGCCCGCCUGCUGCAGCACUCACACCAUCGAGACAAAUAAAAAAACAACAACAACAACAAAAAAGAGAAGAGCGGGUGUGAGAGAGGAGCGAGCCGCACACCUUUACGUUGAUUUUGGACGCUCACUAGCACUGGCGCUCUCCACCUCUCUCUCUCGCACAAAGUGCAGCUGAGCUGGCCGUAGCUGCCGUAGCCGCCGCUGCCGCCGCCGUCGCACUUGCCGCUGCUGCCACAACCCAACGCUCGCCUCUGCCGCCAACCGCCAGUCGAAAGUCAAAAGCAACGUGUUGUGGACGCUUUUUUCGUCGCGUUGCCGUUGCGUUGCGUUCGCUUUUCAGCCUGCGGCCUCCCUCUCUCUCUUUCCUCCUACCACCACCACCACCACCACCAUACCACCAUCACUGGCAGCACCACCCACUAAAAACCGCCAGCACCACCACCACCACCACCGCCUCUCUUCCCCCAUCCCUGGGAAACUUUCACCACCAGCAUGUCCAGCAGCGCAGCCGCAGCGCAGUUCAAGCUCGAUGCCAACUCCAAUGCCAUAGCGUUGAUUGCCUCAGAUGUUGCCUCUGUUGCGUCGCUGCCCCUGCCUCUGCCGCUGCCGACGUCAUCCCCACCAACUGCAGCAACGCCAGCAGACCGCAUCGAAUGGUCCCGUGCCACGAUCCUGAGCUUCAUCGAGGACUAUCGCCGGCAGCGCGUCCUCUGGGAUCCCAACACCAAGGGCUACCACAUCAAGCAGACCAAGUACGAGGCCCUCAAGCUCCUCAGCUCCAAAUACGGCACCGAGAUCCGUUCGAUCCGCUCCAAGAUCAAGUCGCUGCGCAGCUCCUUCCAUCGGGAGCACGGCAAGGUGCUGAGCGGACGCAACCGGGGCGUCCACUACCAGCCCAUGUGGUUCGCCUACGAGGCGAUACGAUUCAUCCUGGACGGAGAGCGCGAUCAGGUGACCCCUGACCGGGACAACGACCAGGAAACGGAGCCCGACGAGAAGCUGGCUUUGAUGCACAGCCUGGAUCUGGAGCAACUGAAGGUGGACAGCAGCGGGCAGCACAAAGUGGAGCAGCAGCACGAGGAGCUGGCCGCCCGCUUUGCCGCUACAGUGGCGGCUGUGGCAGCUGCCGCUGCUGCCGCCAAUGCCAGGGAUCGGGAGCGGGAGCGAGAAGCGGACACCGCCGACACCGACCGCGACAUGGACAUGGAGGCUGGCGAUCUCGAGGAGGCACCUGGAGCUGGUACUCUACCCGAAUCCUCCUCAGCGGCUGUGACACGUUCCUCUUCCGAUUUGGAUGGCGAAAAUUACUGCAAUAUCAGCGCCGAAGAUGUGAAAACAGAAAUUAUCGAACACGAAUCGGAUCUGGGGAUGCUGGAGCGGCGGACGUGCACGCCGUCGCCCAUAAAUUACUACAAGCCGACGGAUCUGACCUACAACCACCGCAAACGCAAGGCGCUGCCGAUGGACGAAGGCAGUGGGGGUGGUGCUGCUGGUGGUGGUGGCAUGGAACACGUUGUGGGCGCCCUGACAUUGACGCCGAUCAAGGCGGGAGGCAUACCGGCAGUGGGCGGAUCCACCGGGCAGCAGAUGAACCACAGCCAGCUCGCAUUUCAGGCGCUCCAGCAGCACUUCAACCACAGCCACAGCCACAGCCUGAGCAUUAGCCAUUGCAACGGUGGGCAGGGGCAGGGGCAGAACCACCAUAGCAACCACACUCAUAACCACAACCACAACCACCAGCAUCAGCAUCAGCAGCCGUUGCAACUGCAGCAACAGCAACAGCAACAACAACAUUCCAGUAACAUGGCACAAAAACGUGAUCGUGAUCGUGAUCUCUCAACGUCGACAACGUCAGGCACUACCAAUAAUAAUAACAACAACAACAAUACCACCACCAACAACAAUAGUAGCAACACCACCAGCCCCACAUCUCUGGAUGCAAUUGCAGUGUCCAGUACUUGCAACAGCGGCACCACACCCCCAAAGCCACUCAACGGGGGCGGCGGCCUGAGUGCCAAUCAUGUGGACGAGUACGGCGUAUUCGGGGAGUACGUGGCCAUCACCAUCCGCAAGCUGAAGACGUCCAAGUCGAAGAUUGUGGUGAAGCACUUGAUCAACAAUCUGCUGUACGAGGCCGAGCUGGGAAAGUACGAUCACGGGAUACCGGCCACCAAGGAGCCACCGCAGCUCUACAAGAUGCAAUAGUAACUAAAACUAAGAAAAAACAGAAAUAUAUAGGGAAAUUAGCCAGGUUAGGAGGUACUACUAGCCAAAACAUAACAUAAGUGAGAGACACCAAGAAGAACGCACUAGUCAGCAAAGCAACAAUGGGCCGAGGAACCAGAGCCAACAAUUCUAAGCCUUCGCGGGGGGAGGGAAGCAUUUCAUUCAGGGACAAAGACCAUAUAAGUACUUUAUAUCUUUAUACAAAAAAAAAUAAUAAUAAUAAUAAUAUAUAUAUGAAACGAUAUCAGUGAGAGUGGAGCCAAGAAGUCAGUCAACAAAUCGAAAAGGAGUGCAACAUUUUGAAGCCGAAGGGUCGAAACAAACAUACCAUUAAUUAAAUUGAAUUAAUUAUACAUGAUACGUUUACCCAUAUACAUAUACGUAUGUAAACUAAUUUUUAUUAUCGUUUUUUUGAUUUCACCAACGUUAUACAUACUAUAUAUAUAUAUUUUUGAUUUUCGUUUUAUUUAGUAUAUUUUUACAUUUUGGCAAUAACACUUUGAACUCAGGUGCCUUUAUUUUUUUAGUCAAUUAAGCCUUGUUAUCUUAUGCAUAAAUACCAACAAGAAAUAUACAUAUAAAUAUUAAAAAAAAAAAAAAGAAACCAAUCUAAUUGUAAUGCAAAUAAAUGAAGCCGUAACAACAUGUAAAUUUAAUUAACUUUUUUAUCGCAUAUGUAAUGAAAUUCAUAUGCAUAAUCCUUAUCGUGUAAAUAGUCUAAAAAAACCAAUAUAAAAUAUGUUAAAAAUAGUGAGAGAAUAAUGAAACAUGAAAUGUGCAAAUCUUAAUUUUUGUUAUGCAUAAUUAAUUUGAUCGAGCUGCUGAUUGCUCCAAAUAAAAAUGCAGAAAUGUUGAAUUUCAUUUUGAAAAUGAUCAA